AUGUUCCACCGACCGCGGCGGAGGGACUCCCUCCAUCCAACCGACGAUGUUCCCGUCACCGAACAACUCUCCUUCAUAUCCCGCCAUUUCUACAAACCUACCGCUGUCACUCCCUCAGACGACGCCAAAAGCCCCUUGUCCGGCCGGCGCUUCUCCAUCCUGUCUAGCGGCUGCAUCACCAUCUUCAUCACUAUGUUCCUCAUUCUUACCACCGUCAUCUGCGCUGUCGUCGCAUCUGCCUGGAAGAAACAGCACGACGCAGACUUCGAGAGCGGCAACAACUACUUUCCAACCGGCCUCUCGCCCUUCCACCAAGCCAUCGUAGCCAACUUCCCCGACCCAGCCCUUAUCCAGCAUAACGGCACCUGGUACGCCUUCGGCACCAACAACGCCGCCGGAAUCCUCGACCAACCCUUCAACAAAACCGUGGAAGACUACGGCAAAUCCCACAUCCAGCUCGCCGCCUCCACGGACUUCGUGACCUGGACUCCCGCCAACUCCUCCCGCGACCCCUUACCCAGUCUAGGCUCCUGGGCAGACGAUGAAGUGAAUAACGCAACCAGCACUCCCAGAGCUAAUGUUUGGGCACCCGACCUCCUCCGCCGCCCCAGCGACGGGAAGUGGCUUCUGUACUACUCCGCCGCGCGCGCCGGGGCCGCGAAGCGGACGCAUUGCAUUGGCGCCGCCGUCGCGGAUGAAGUCACGGGACCGUACACGCCGGUUAACACGACCAUCGCGUGCCCCAUUGCUGAGGGCGGCGCCAUUGAUCCAGCGCCUGUAGUCGACGGCGAUGGCACGAUCUGGCUCGCGUACAAAAUCGACGGGAAUAACGUUGGUCAUGGCGGGGAGUGCAGGAACAGCAUUAAGCCUUUGGCCUCGACCCCCAUUCUACUUCAGCGCAUGGCCUCCGACGGCGUAACCCCUCAGGGCGAACCGAUCCGGCUUCUCGACCGCGAGAAAAACGACGGCCCCCUCGUCGAGGCCCCCGCGCUCGUACAGAGCGACGAGGGCGUGUGGUUCCUGUUCUUCAGCUCCGGAUGUACGCGGAGCCCCAGCUACGACCUCAAAUACGCGUAUAGCCGAAACAUCACGGGCCCGUAUACCCGCGCCCCUCGGCGGCUACUCAAGACGGGGGAUUGGGGGUUCUUGGCGCCGGGGAGUGUUUCUGUGGCCAGGGGCGAGGGGAGCGCGGCGGAGCUAGGAGGGUGGAGGGUCGCGGUGCAUGCGAGGGUGCCGACGGAGUGGGGUUGGGUUAGGGCGAUGUUUACGGCGGGGGUGAGGUUUGAGGGGAAUGAGAUUAUUUUUGAGGAGGUGGUGUGA
Messenger RNA from Coniosporium apollinis CBS 100218, 1320 nucleotides. RefSeq lists its product as uncharacterized. Bases 1 to 1320 code for a protein of 439 amino acids. Gene Ontology annotation, molecular function: hydrolase activity, hydrolyzing O-glycosyl compounds. Gene Ontology annotation, biological process: carbohydrate metabolic process. Lineage: Eukaryota; Fungi; Ascomycota; Dothideomycetes. The record is from RefSeq and is a predicted model, not a curated record. The transcript has a single exon.